This is a messenger RNA of Pararge aegeria (speckled wood butterfly), 3915 nucleotides long. RefSeq names its product ceramide synthase 5-like. NCBI's taxonomy places the organism in Eukaryota, Metazoa, Arthropoda, Insecta, Lepidoptera, Nymphalidae. Gene Ontology annotation, biological process: ceramide biosynthetic process. Bases 138 to 1289 code for a protein of 383 amino acids. The transcript has 9 exons. The record is from RefSeq and is a predicted model, not a curated record. Gene Ontology annotation, molecular function: DNA binding; sphingosine N-acyltransferase activity. Gene Ontology annotation, cellular component: membrane.
ACUCCGCGCGUGCCUGUCAUAAAUCAAAUUAGAACUCGGUUGGUGUUUUAAAGUUAAAUUCAUUAUUAAAUUCAAUAAAGUUAUAGCAAUACACGCGGUUGCAACCUACUAGAUCAGUGUACCAGUUGAAUAGUAAAAUGCUCCAGCGACUUGUGGAUGGAUUAUGGAACGAGGAUGUGUGGUUGCCGCCUAACACAACAUGGGCUGAUUUGGCCCCCGGACCGGAAAAGGCCGUAGUAUAUACGGAUCAUCGGCAUGUCUUCGUGCCGAUACCGUUAGCGUUAGUCUUCAUAACCCUCCGCUACCUGCUAGAAAGAUUAAUCUUCGCGCCCUUCGGCCGGUACCUAGGCAUUAAGGACAGAAAGCCCAAAAAACCACCCCCGAAUCCAAAACUCGAAGCGGCGUACAAAGCCAAUCCCAGAGCACAUCAGCAGCAAGUAUGUGGCCUAGCGAAGCAGCUGGAUAUGUCGGAGCGGCAGGUGGAAAGGUGGUUUCGGCUGCGGCGCUGCCAAAACAAGCCAUCCACCCUCGUAAAGUUCUGCGAGAAUGUCUUCAAAUGCUCCUUCUAUAUAUGCAACUUUAUAUUUGGCUUUGUCGUGCUGUGGGAUAAGGACUGGUUGUGGGACAUCGACCAAUGUUAUAUUGGUUAUCCUCAUCAGGGUAUAACCAACGACGUAUGGUGGUACUAUAUGAUAUCCGCAGCGUUCUACUGGUCGCUAACCAUAUCUCAGUUCUGGGACGUGCGGAGGAAGGACUUCUGGCAGAUGUUCGUGCACCACAUAGCCACAAUCGCGUUACUCUGCUUCAGUUGGGUGUGCAACUUGCAUCGCAUUGGCACUUUGGUAUUGCUUCUACACGACUGCGCGGACAUAUUUGUCGAGUCGGUCAAGGCGGCGAAGUACGCUCGAUACCAGAAGCUCUGCGAUGCUUUGUUCCUGGGACUUAUCGUGAUGUGGAUUGGAACUAGAGUCGGCAUCUACCCCUUCUAUAUCAUUUGGAGUACGUCGAUCCGUGCUCCAAUGUUGUUGCCAAUGUUCCCGGCGUAUUAUAUCUUCAACUCGCUACUGAUCCUCCUUCUGAUAUUGCACAUCGUGUGGACCUGCCUUAUACUUCAGAUCGCGUACUACGCUAUCAAAGCCGGCCAGAUGAAAUCAAAAUAUGUUAGUAAUACAAAUGACUUAAAAUACUAUAUGGAUGGUGACGUGCGCAGUUCGAGUUCCGACCUCAGCGAUAGUCCGGGACACUCGAACCACAGUUCGCCCACACGGAAUAAUAAAAAACACGAGUGAACUGCCACACGAGGAAACCUAACUGAAUUUCAAAAUGGAGUCACAUAGCUGGAUCUCGGGUAUUGGAGUUGAUUCUGUUGUACACAAAUAUAAAUUUUAAUUUUAACUAAAUAGGGAAUAUGUAUGUGUUUUAAUAUAUUUCUAUUGACAUCGUUAUGUUAUGUAGUAAAAAAAAAUUUAACGCCUAAAAAGUAAGUAAAAACAUUAGCCAACCGACACUUUGUCUAUGAUUACCGAUUGCUGUUUUCUAAACUCAAUCUAUCCGUAAUCUAUAGAUUUAUAACUUAGCGACGCAAUAAAAAAAACGGACGUAAGUAACGUGAAAAAUUUAACUCUUAUGUGAAUUCCAUGCAUAUUCCCAGGAUAUUGAAAUAUCGAUAAAUAGUGCUAUCCUUUUCCAGGGGAUUCAGUGUGCAUAGAACAGCACUACUUAUCGACUUGUCAAUUUCGUUUAAUUAAGACAUUUGUGUACAACACUAUUGGCACCAUAGUCUACUAUUUUUAGAAUUAAUGUUGUAUUUGAUGGAUAUAUUAUACAUGUGAAUUGUACCUUUGUAGAGUUUCUGCUGUUGUAAUGUAAUAUUAAGCUGUUCGCGUCGAUUUCCUUCGUUGCGUCGCGUAGACGUGUAACGAAUGAGAUAUUCGACACAUUUCAUUUAAAAAAAAAAAAAUUGUUUGUCUCCUCUCGGGAUUUGGAAAACAAAGAAUAACCAUAGAAAUCUAAAUAACUAUUUAAUAGAAAUGCUGUCUCGAAUUAUUUUACACAUAAAGUCAGAUAAAAAACAUUUAAUCUUUAAUAAUUGUACAGCUGUCCCAAUACGUACCUACUAAUUGAUAAAGUCCAAAGUCAAAAUUAUCGUUAUUCAAGUAGACCCGGCCCAUAGAUGGCAUUUAUGAUGCUACGUUACAUGAAAAUGUGUAGGUUCAUGGUAGUGAGAUGAUAGCGAGAACCAUAUUCGUAAAUUUAAAACUAAAGCAGCGAGGGUUCCAAACGUGCCCCAGUUUAUAAAAAGCCCACAACAUGCUAAGCCAGGUGUUCUUUUUUUUAUUGCGCAUUAAUAUGAUAAAAUAUAAUUAUAUUAGUGCUUUAAGAUAUAUAAUUUUAAGCUAGCGCGCCCCAUUAUAUGUCAUAUAACAUGAUUAGAAUGUCGGUUGUUAGCACGAGAUAACUUUGUAGUAACGUCUUGUAAAACGUUUAAUAGUAAUUUAUUUUCACGUCUUAGGAUAUGCAAUGUGAUGUAAAAUGUGUGGGACUUAUUGUUUUUUAAUAUUUAUUAUUUGACGUGAUAGAAGCUGUAGUUAUACGUUUUCUGCGCAAACUUUAAUUAGCCACCUAUUAUGGCACAACCUGAAGUCUUUUGGGUAUGGAACCCUAAAAAUGGUAUUAUUAGAUUUCUGUGGUAGAUAGUAUCUGAUAUUUUACUAACAUUUUACUGUAUACCUUAUUAAUAAUAAUAUAAUUUGAUAACCAAAAAAAUGUACCAAAAUAAUGCGAGAUAUAAAAUAAAAUCACAAAGAAAACGAAAUAAAAAAUAACUUCCAGAUAGCGAUUUUUAAUUCUGAUAUAUCCUAGGUGUAAUUUAGUGAUCAAAAAAUUUCAAAUCGUUCCAAAAAGGGUGAGGUUAGGUUUAAAUAAAUAUUUGUAACGGUAACAGAUAAAAUAUAAAUAAUAGUUUUUUUCAUUAUUUGGGUCUUGACUGUAUACUCAUUUUCAAAUAUCGAAUGUCGGACUGAAUAUUUUCUUAAAGUCCCACUGCUUGGUAGAGGUCUCCUCUCUCAUAGGAGAGAGAGAAUGAGCUCAGAGCCUCGUAACCUCUGCUCCAUUGCGCCUGGUAGGGUUAAGCUAAUAUCCGGUUGCUUGAAAUACAAAGAAAUAAUAAUGAUACAUAAAACAUUAUUAUAUUGUUAAGGAUAAAAACAAAAUAAAAAUAUUAUUUUUGUUAAGGGGAUUCUUUACAUAACUAUUCCACAUUUAUAUGUAUUUUGGUUAUAUUUUGUGUUUUGAAGUAUCUAAACACACAAAUAGCUAUACGAUGAAUGAAAAUAGAAAAAUGAAUUUAUAAGAUUCAUAAACGGUAUGAAAUAGUAAAAAUAUUAAAAUAAUGUUUUUUCUUUCUAUGUAGAUAUUUUACUAGUUUUUGUGAAUUAAUUAUGGUAACAACUAUACAAAGAAUGAAUGAAUGAAUGAGCGGUUUGUAAUAAAUAAGUAUGAAAUAAUAAUAAAUAGAUUUUUUUUUCUUUUUGAUAAUCUUCACGUAUCUAUUCCAUACUGAUUUUAUAUUUUGUAAUAUAUAUGACAUGCAUGCAUGUCUUUGAGGCUAUUUAUUUUAAAACAUGUUGCUGCCAGAAAUAUAGGGCGUUUUGUAUAUAAAGGGCGUAAGUCAUUUUCAAGGGAUGUUUGAUUCGAACUGAUACUUUGUGAGAUAUUUGUUCUGUUACACAUCACGCAAUUUAAAAAAAAUCGAUAUGGUGUAUGAGAAAGUGACAAUAUUCCUCUUCUUAUAUUUUUUGUACCAAUAAAACAAUUCGAUUAUUACAUGAAACUGGGUCGACUUGAAAAUUGGUUAUUUUAUAUAUUUCUAAUCAUAACAAUUAUUUAGUUCUAAAUUCAUUUGUUUCAAGUUUG